AUGUCUUCUUCAACCUUUGACUUCCCUGUCAUGAAGGACACCCGUCCUGAUGAUCGCACUCUCCCCGCCUUCAUGGUAUCCACCACACGAGGCUUCCUUCCUCGUCAAGAACCCAUCGUUGAACUACCAAAGGAGUUCGCUGCUCUUGAGUCUAUCUUGCAACGCAUGCCCAUCAAGACACUGUCAGGGGAGCCAGGUCUACUUGCCAACUUCACCUUCGGCGACACCGUACUCAAGGAGCUUCCUGACCUUACCUCAGAGGUAGAGAAGUAUCGCGAUGACCUGGUUGUCAUGAACGCCCUGUAUCGUGACUACUCUUUCUUGGCUUCUGCAUAUCUCUUCGAGCCUUGCCAUGAGAGACAUGUAAGGGGAGAAGAGUACGGUCUGGGUCGACAGUCGCUACCGAGAUGCAUCGCGCUACCCAUCGUCAAGGUUGCUGAGAUUGCUGGUUUCAAGCCGUUCAUGGAGUAUGCUGGGUCGUAUGCGCUCUUCAACUACCGCCUGGAAGAUCCAUCACGGGGCCUCGAGUACGACAACCUUCGCCUGAUCCGCGCUUUCGAGCAUGGCUUAGAUCCCACUUCGUCCGAGGCAGGCUUCGUUCUCGUCCACAUCGCUAUGGUCAAGGAGUCUGGUGCGCUUGUCACAGGUGCUUCAGAGAUGCUAGAAAGCUGUUUGGCCAAGGACCGAGAGCGAUUCAAUGACGGCCUUCGUACUCUGGUGGGUGGUCUCAGGAACGUCAACGCCGUGAUGAACACCAUGUGGAACCGUAGCAAGCCGCAAGGCUACACCAACUUUCGUACGUUCAUCUUCGGCAUCACCUCACAAUCCAUGUUUCCCAACGGUGUCAUAUACGAGGGCGUGAGCGAAGAGCCAAUGUCUUUCCGCGGCGAGUCGGGUGCCAACGACAGCAUGAUUCCCAUGUGCGACAACUUGCUUCAGGUCCAGAUGCCGGAGACACCCCUCACAGACAUUCUGAAAGACUUCCGCCAGUACCGCCCUGGCAACCACCGCGAGUUCCUGGAGGCUGUUCGUGAUUGCGCUCAGCAGUCGGGCGUGCGCGAGUUCGCGAAAGGCGACUCCGUGUCAGCCGCGCUCUAUCUCCAAGCUCUUGAUCAAGUUCGCGACUUCCGCUGGCGGCAUUGGUGCUUCACUCGCGAGUACAUCCUCAAGCACACUUCGCACCCGACUGCAACAGGUGGCAGCCCGAUCGUGACUUGGCUACCCAACCAGCUCACAGCAGUACUCAUGCAAAUGGCGGAGACCUUUGAGUACUGCAAGACGAUCAAUGGUGUCAGCGAUAUCAUGGACACAGUCAACCACCAGCGCGAGUCGCUAAGGAAAGAGGUGGAGAAGUACUGCGGGGAACGAGGUGUUGCAGCAUCAUGA
Molecule: messenger RNA, 1386 nt
Organism: Alternaria ventricosa
Lineage: Eukaryota; Fungi; Ascomycota; Dothideomycetes; Pleosporales; Pleosporaceae
Exons: 4
Coding region: 1-1386 (461 amino acids)
Molecular function (GO): heme binding; metal ion binding
Source: RefSeq, a predicted model, not a curated record